Molecule: messenger RNA, 1752 nt
Organism: Colius striatus (speckled mousebird)
Lineage: Eukaryota; Metazoa; Chordata; Aves; Coliiformes; Coliidae
Product: basic proline-rich protein-like
Exons: 1
Coding region: 1-1752 (583 amino acids)
Source: RefSeq, a predicted model, not a curated record
AUGCUUCGCUGCAGCCUCAGCCCAACACUCCGGCAUGCAGCCACCACCCGGUAUCCAGCCGGCGGGCGCGAAGAAGCGCCCGAACCGACUCCGCCGCCUCUCCCCCGCGGGCGUGAGACCAGACCAGGCGUUUCGGAGGCACUUCUGCACUUUUAUUUGUUCUUCCUCGCCCCGCGUCCCGCCGGCAGCGGUAACUCCGCGUCAGAGCCGGCCGCGAGCGUUACCCGGCGAGCCCCCUCCCCCCGCACGGGCCGUCUCCGCGCAGCCCCGCGGGGCGGCCGCCGGCGGGGCCGGGCAGCGGCCGGGCGCGACCCCGCGCUCCCCGCGGCGCGGCAGGGAGACAUUCGAAAUGGCGGCCCCGCCACGGCGCAGCGUUUCAGCCCCCCGCACCGCGCACACGCCGCCGCGCGCGACGCCCCGCGCCCCCUCCCACCGAGCGGUCGGACCCCGCGCCCUGCGGGGCGCACCGCCGCCGCAUCCUCCCCGCUCCUCGGCCGCCCUCAGGCCGGGUCCCGGCGCCGCCGUCCGCGCACUUUGCUGCCGGCCUUGCCUUCCGCCGCGCCGGUCGGUCCCGGCCCGCGGCGCCCGGCCGGGCGCUCCCCGCCAAUCCGGCGGCGGCAGGGCGCGGGCCGCCCCCUGGCGUCGGGCUGCCGCAGCGGCCCCGCGGCCGCCGCCCGCCCGUUACCUCGCCCCCGGGCGGCGGUGCCGGCGGCUCCCGGCCCCGCACCCCGCUCGGCGCCGGGGACAGGCUCCGUCCCUUCGCCCGUCCCUCCGCUACGGCUGCCGUCGUCGUCCGUGUUUGACGUGCGGCCGCUGCCCGCCGCACCCUUCCCCGCCCCCCGCCCUCGAGGGGGAGCCGCGGCUCAGGUGCUGACAGCGGCUCCCCUCGAAGGCAGCGGCGGAGGAGGGGGCGCGGAGCGGCGGCCGAGGGAAAAAAAGGUGCGAACCCGGAAGUACACCCGCCACGCCGCCGCCCGCAGCGCAGGGAAACACCCGCGCCCGAGCACAACAAUGCGGGGCCGCUUCGCCUCCGCUCCGCCCCAGCGCAACUUUUCGCUCCGGCCUCGGAAAGAAACCCGCCCGCCCGCUCCCUCCCCACAGCCGCGGCGGGACACGGGCCCGCGCACGCCCCGGCAGGUGCGGCGCCGGCGGCGAGGCGAGACCCGCGGCGGAGGAGAGGUGAAGGGAGCUCGCUUACCUCCCGCGCGCUAUGGUGGCCGGGCUAAGCGGGGCUGCGCCGGCGGCUGCCUUCCUGAGCCCGCCGGGAGGAUGGAACGGAGGAGGUGGAGAGAGGCGAGCCGCAGCGGCAGGAGGGCUCGGGCGGUCGCUCACGCCGAGGAACGCUCGAAGGCAGCGCGACCCAGCGGGCGGGGAGGGGCGGGGCCGCCGCCCGCCCGACCCCCGGGAGCCGCCUUCCCGCGCUCAGUCCCCUCAGCACCGUCCGCCCGACCCCCGGGAGCCGCCUUCCCGCGCUCAGCCCGACCCCCGGGAGCCGCCUUCGCGCGCUCAGCCCCCUCAGCGCAGCCCCCUCAGCGCCGCCCGACCCCCGGGAGCCGCCUGCCCACGCUUAGCCCCCUCAGAGCCGCCCGCACGAUCCCCGGGAGCCUCCUGCCCACGCUUAGCCCCCUCAGCGCCGCCCGCCCGCCGGCAACCCCCUCAGGGCAGCCCCCUCAGCGCCGCCCACCCUCCCGGCGCCGCCUUCACCCGUCUGGGCUUUGUCUUUCGCCGACGCCCCUCCUGCCGUGCCGGUAG